AUGAUAUGGUCAAUAAGCGAAUUAAAAAUAGAGCAACAUCAAGAGAUUGCUUUACUUCGUCAAGAAACUGCCGAUCUUCAUAAACAACUCACUUCAGCUCGCAUACGAAUUGCUACACUCGAGGAAAGAGCCAUUCAUAGGGAUGCCCGCAACGACGAACUACAAAAUACACUAAAUGGGCGUGAUGGGCGUGAUGAGAAAGUAAAGGAUCUAAUGGAUGAACGCAACAGGGGCCAAUUGCCACGCAGCGAGGAAAGAUAUGGAUAUCAAAUCCAGGCUCGGAGCUAUCUUGGUCCUAUUAGCAAUUGUUUUGUCGUGAAAAUACUAGAUGCCCUUGAUUGA
Messenger RNA from Botrytis porri, 342 nucleotides. RefSeq lists its product as uncharacterized. NCBI's taxonomy places the organism in Eukaryota, Fungi, Ascomycota, Leotiomycetes, Helotiales, Sclerotiniaceae. The transcript has 3 exons. Bases 1 to 342 code for a protein of 113 amino acids. The record is from RefSeq and is a predicted model, not a curated record.